AUGCCUCCUACCACCAAACAAGACGUCACCAAGACCUUCACCUUCCUAAAUUACGACAAUCCAGAUCACAGCGCCUCGCAUCGAAGACUGGUCAAGUCGCACAUCUCCAGCAAAUACCGAGCCGCCGUUCGCCAGCAGACUCAGCCUCGCUAUGCUUUACCACAUCACGCCAGCAAGGGCUCAGAGCAGGACUCUCUGCCCAAGCACACACAUAAGAGGACACACAGCUCCCUCGAAUCUCAAGACGAGUCGCCAGAUCGCCCGUUGUCUCGCCCGCCUUCCCCACUGGAAGUCAGCUUCAGCGGUACACGGAUGGACCCAUUCAAAUCCUGGCCGGGUCAAGAGACACCUGGUGUCACUCGCGCUCUCGACUACUAUACUCAGGCGAUUUCACCCCUCAUGCAGCCAUUGUUUCUGACGUUCAAUAUGGCCAACCCCUUGAUGGUUUGGAUGUACCCUUUGAUCCUGUCACAUGGAAGUGCUUAUCAUGCAGCGGUGGCGAUGUCCCAGGCCUAUUUGGAAAAGAGCCAAGCGCCAUCCGCCACUGCGUCUUCUGAAGUCACGUUCCAUCGGAGAAAAGCUGUGUCAAUCUUGUAUGACCAGCUUUCCCAUCUCCGUGGUCCUCCAGACGACGGUGUGCUCAUGACCGUGCUGGCUCUGGCAUGCCUUGAUGUUUUGUACGGCGAAGACAGAAUCGCCAAUCGCAAGGGACUGGCCAUGGUGGUUGCUCUUAAAGGAGGUCUUGGCAACUUGGGACUGCACGGACUUGUGAAGGCUUUUCUCGUUCAAUUUGACUACUUCUGGAUGCUCGAGACCGGGGCCCAGACCAUCUUUCCUUUUCGGAAGCGUAAAAGCCGGAGAGCUUAUCCUCAGCGCCCGUUCAAAGACGAUUUUCUGGUACUGCUCAGAACACUACCCACAGGAUUUGCCGCCAUCGCUCGACAGGGUACGUUCAGCCUGGAUACCAUUCGGAUCCUUUCAAGAGUAAGCACUUUUCUCCAAUUUAAAACCGCCAAGCUCCCCCGUUCUAUUGAGGAAGAUCCUGUUUCAGAUGGCCAGGACUACCCAGACCUGUUCGAAGUAUGUGCAUCUCUGCAGUCAUCCGCCAACACCGAGAAUAGCUUGGAGAAGAACUUGAUACUUGCGGUGAUUAUGCUCGGGUUCGACGUGCAUAACCCAAAUGCGUCGAUUUCCCGGGUUGCCGCGUAUCGUGGCUCGAGGCAAGAGUUGACGCGGUCACUUCCUUUCACGCAGGCGCAGACUCCGGACCAGAGAGGCUGCUUAAUCUGGAUCAUGAUGAUUGUCAUAAGAUCUUGGGGCAUGGAGCUUCCGCUGGCUCCUCCAGCAGUAGCUCUUAGUCGAUGCUUCUUCACGCAGUUCCCGGGAGCGACAUCCUGGGACGCCGUCGAGUCUACAAUGCGUUGCUUUUUCUGGUACAACCCACUCACAGAUGGACUAAUGAACAGCUGGCAACAUGCCUUGGAUGCAGUCCAGAAGCAAUCAACCUGCGCUUCGGUGCCAGGUGUGACGGGAAUAGAGACACACAAUCCCAACAGCUCAUCUCGCCGAGUUAUGAACAGUGGAGAUUUAUCAGAGACUGCAGGAGAAGGUGCAACUGUGACUCUGACCCUUCCACGCAUGUUGACAUUGGAUACAUACCUAAAAGAAGUACAGUCUUUAUAG
Fonsecaea nubica is the source of this 1683-nucleotide messenger RNA. RefSeq lists its product as hypothetical. NCBI's taxonomy places the organism in Eukaryota, Fungi, Ascomycota, Eurotiomycetes, Chaetothyriales, Herpotrichiellaceae. The record is from RefSeq and is a predicted model, not a curated record. The coding region runs from base 1 to 1683 and encodes 560 amino acids. The transcript has a single exon.